Messenger RNA from Diprion similis, 1825 nucleotides. Its product is annotated as esterase E4-like. The transcript is spliced from 7 exons. The record is from RefSeq and is a predicted model, not a curated record. NCBI's taxonomy places the organism in Eukaryota, Metazoa, Arthropoda, Insecta, Hymenoptera, Diprionidae. Bases 12 to 1760 code for a protein of 582 amino acids.
GCGUGACGACGAUGGCUUCAAGUUCAGCGGCGGUGUGUCUUUUUUUCUCACUAUUGCUAAGCAUUUUUUUCUCGAUAAGUUACGGUUACUUCGAUGGAACUACUGAACCGGAAGUGACCACUGCCCAAGGGACUCUGCGGGGAAAAAUAGUGACGACCAUCCACGGCCGAAAGGUGGCGGCUUUUCUGGGAAUUCCUUAUGGACAACCACCGAUAGGAAAUAAGAGAUUCGCCAACCCCGUGCCGGCAGGUGGUUGGGAGGGAAUCCGAAACGCUACUACCGAUGGGAACAUGUGUCCCCAACCAAAUAUCAUAGACUAUGUCACUCUCCUUGGAGACGAAGACUGUCUAAAUUUGAACGUGUUCACACCACAGAUACGCAACGGUGGGAACUCGUCGUUGCUUCCGGUAAUGGCAUACGUUUUCGGUGGGAAGUUCAUGUUCGGGUCUAACAACUCAUCGGUGUACGGUCCGUUGUACCUUUUGAACCAAGAUGUAGUUCUUGUUACAUUCAACUAUCGUCUGGGUGUUCUGGGAUUCUUGAGCACUGGCGACAAAGUGGCUUCCGGAAACUGGGGCCUGAAGGACCAGGUUCUUGCCCUGAAAUGGGUGCAGCGUAACAUCAGACAUUUUUACGGUGACCCUGAUCGAGUGACACUCUUCGGCCACAGCUCAGGGAGCGCAUGCGUUCAUCUCCUAACACUUUCGAAAUUAACGAUUGGGCUCUUCCAGAAGUUCAUCAUGCAAAGCGGAUCUGGCAUUGGGCUAUGGUCCUACAGGCCCAGGGCUGCCUACGCAAAGCGCGCAUUCGAACUCGGCGAUUACGUUGGCUGUUAUAACGACACUUCAGAUGCCCUCGUCAGGUGUUUACGGAAAAAAGACUUCAUGGAUAUUAUAGGCGUGUUCAAACGGUUUCACGUAUGGAAUUAUGAACCAUUUACCACGUGGGCUUGUACUGAUGAGCUAGACAUCGAGGAAGCAUUUUUAACAGACAGCCCUGCAAAUAUACUGAGAGCUGGUCAAAUUCGUGAUUUACCUUGUAUCAUGGGUGUGGUUGACAAUGAAGGUAUAGGGAUCACUGUAGCGUUGUAUGAAAACGAGGAAUUGCUUAAGGAAUUUGUGGAAAACUUUGAUUACUUGCUGCCGACUCUACUGUACUGGUCGUAUCAACCGGACUCCGGAGCCGCUUGGGUCAAGGCCGCCAAGUCGUACUAUUUCAAGGACAUGAAAAAAAUGAACAAAAAUGAGUUCCUGAAUAACUUGACGUUACUCCUCGGCGAUGCUACGUUCACCUAUCCGAUGUACUCCUCCCUCUUACACCAGUUUGCAGUGGCAGCAAAUCCCCAAUAUUUCUACGCCUUCAAUUAUCGGGGCACCUGGAGUAACACUUACGUUUACGGCAAAACUUUGGUGGACUACGGCGUAGCACACGCAGAUGAAGUUAAUUACAUUUUUCCACGUAUAGACUACAAUAUCGUGUUAGCUCUCAACAAAACCAUAAAUGAAAAAGAUCGGCAAAUGAUGGAUAUCAUGGUACAAUUGUGGACAUCUUUUGCGAUUCACGGUAAACCGUUAACCCCGUUUCUUUUCGGAAACAUAACAUGGACGCCGUACUCGGAAAAGGACAAUUACCUUCAGAUAGGAAGCAAAUCCGAAAUCACGCUAGAGAUGAAACAUGUCUUCUUAAGAGAGCGAAUGCAAUUCUGGGCUAACUUGGAAAGAAGUACGACAGAGGCAGAAGCCAUUGUGACGAUCAACUAACGUGCCAUCGCUUCAAGAAGAUUCCACAGUCAAUCUUCAUCGACCGAUUAAACGCAGCAUUCCUG